AUGGGCCGGGGCAUCGUGACAGAUGAUGCCCUGGUGUACAGCACCUUCCUGCUCCAUGACCCCCAUCCCGUGGGAAACCUGUCCAUUGUGAGGACCAACCGCGUGGAGAUUCCCAUUGAGUGCCGCUACCCCAGGCAGGGCAAUGUGAGCAGCCAGGCCAUCUGGCCCACUUGGGUGCCCUUCAGGACCACAGUGUCUUCAGAGAAGCAGCUGAUUUUCUCUCUGCGCCUGAUGGAGGAGAACUGGACCUCUGAGAAACUGUCCCCCACCUUCUACCUGGGAGACACCGCCUACCUCCUGGCCGAUGUCCACACUGGCAGCCACCCGCCACUGCACCUGUUUGUAGACCACUGUGUAGCCACCCCGACACCAGACCAGAGCGCCUUGCCUCGUCACAGCAUUGUGGACUUCCAUGGUUGCCUGGUGGACGGUCUCUCCGAUGGCUCUUCUGCAUUCCAAGCUCCGAGGUCUAAGACCGAUGUUCUCCGGUUCACCAUGGAUGUGUUCCACUUCGCUAACGACUCCAGAAAUACGAUCUACAUCACCUGCCAUCUGAAGGUUAUUCCUGCCCACCAACCCCCGGAUCAACUCAACAAAGCCUGUUCCUUCAACAAGUCCUCCAACAGCUGGUCGCCAGUCGAAGGCUCUGCUGAGAUCUGUGAAUGCUGCGCCAGGGGGGACUGUAGCACACCAGGCUCUUCCAGGAGGCAGCCCCCUGUCCAGGGGCCCAAGGCCACGUCACGAAACCGCAGACAUGUGACUGAAGAAGCAGAUGUCACCGUGGGGCCACUGAUCUUCCUGGGAAAGGCUGAUGACCGUGGCGACCAUGGUGUGGAGGGUUGGCACACUCCUGCUCACGCCUCCAUGGCUCUGGGCCUGAGCCUGGCUGUGGUGGCAUUCCUGACCCUGGCUGCUGUUGUCCUGGGUCUUGCCAGGAGGUGCCACACUGCUUCCCACCCCAUGUCCACUCCUUAA
Molecule: messenger RNA, 975 nt
Organism: Ictidomys tridecemlineatus (thirteen-lined ground squirrel)
Lineage: Eukaryota; Metazoa; Chordata; Mammalia; Rodentia; Sciuridae
Source: RefSeq, a predicted model, not a curated record